This is a messenger RNA of Synchiropus splendidus (mandarinfish), 3659 nucleotides long. RefSeq lists its product as uncharacterized. Bases 256 to 3336 code for a protein of 1026 amino acids. The transcript has 10 exons. Gene Ontology annotation, biological process: regulation of cytokinesis; centriole replication; centrosome duplication. Gene Ontology annotation, cellular component: centriole. The record is from RefSeq and is a predicted model, not a curated record. Lineage: Eukaryota; Metazoa; Chordata; Actinopteri; Syngnathiformes; Callionymidae.
AAGAGAGGCGGGCGAAACGGCGGUUUGUUUUGGUUAGCUCUCUCGGCUACAUUCUGAAUCUACUUUGAAUAUUUCAAAGGUGUCGUUAAUGGUGGCGCUAAUCCUGGCGUUUCUUUAGAUUUCAAUUUAUUGUUGCACAUGGUGGUCAAAUACAUGACUCUUUACUUAGUUGGGAGCACUGUCGGAAAAGAACAUUGUACGUUAGCAACUGUCAAAUGUUCGAAGUUACACACCACCGCCUUUUAAUGUGACUACAUGGAGGAUUUCGAGAAGUUUGUACAUUCUCGCCUGAACCACCUGAGGAUGAGUAAGGAGAACUCCAACCCAUCGCCAAGGCCCUCUGUUAUCCGCUUCCAUGGAAGGGCGAUACUACCACCGCUGCUCUCGGAUGAGCAGCGGGAGGAGAUGAAGCAGCACAGAGACGCUGCACUGAAGACUGGUAUCCACAGAACAAUUAAAGAGAAGCAAAUAAAAGCUUUUGUGCAAAAUGUUCUGGACACCGUGCAGCUAAGAAAUUCACCGUCCUUGGACAACUUUCUUCAGGAACUGAACUUGGGCAACAGCGCUUUGUCUCACAACACUACUGAUGAAUCGUUGAUGAACAAGAAUCUGCCUUCUACGAUUCAUGGGAAAGAAGGUGCCUCUCAGUUGUCAUCCACAUCUAGUGCCUUAUUUGCCACAAGUGUGAGUUCUCAAAACGACAAUGAAGUCCUUAGAAAGCACCCUGAUGGCCAACAAGACAAUCAGUCAAGUUUACUCAACGAUGCAAGUUGCUUGUCACUAUCCGCUGGUGAUGCCAGUCAACCCGAAGGUGGAAGUGAUUUUUCUGAGAUAGGUGAUCUUCAGAAGCAGUUCCUGGGAUUUGGUUCGUCUGAACAGUCACAUGAUAUGGAUGAGUUUUAUGGUAGCAGCUCCUUAGACACAAUGGCCCAAAUACCAAACAUUAUCAACUAUCCACCUCUUGAUGCAGAGGAAUUGGAGAGGAGUGGUGAAGAAUUCUCCUUUGGUAGUGACUACAUAGCUGUUAGAGACAUUUGCUCGAGCUCAUUCAAGAACAACCAUUAUUUUGAAGAAGCUGCCAAGGACACGGCCUGUGAUAAUGCAUCUACUUCUACAGGGCUUGAAUGUGACAUCCCGUCCGACACGCCUACUUCAGACCGUCAGCCCUGUGCCAUCCCUGCUCAGAAUAUCACUAAAAUCUCAGGAAAUUCAGUAUCUAUGCACAGACAGGAACUACAAGAUUUACAACCGCCUGAAAAACCUCAACGUCGGAGCUUACAGGCUUUGCUUCAGAAAUCCCAGGAAUACAGACGGCAGCAAAGGAUGCUCAGGAACCAGGCCAAAAACAGCAAGACCCAGGAGAGAUCCAGGGAACUGAGCCACUCGGAUAAAGAGAAUGACCACAUCCUCUAUAAGAAGGCUGUUAGUGAAUGGCGAAAGACUCUCAAAGAGAAGAGAAAGACCCUUCCUUCCUCAAUGACCCUCAAAAAUAAUAAACUGAACAUUACGCCGCUAGGCAUAAAUGAGGACCAACCCAAAACCUCCCUGAUCCAAGAACCAUUUAAGAUGAAGAGUGAACCAAGCGACCCUCACCCGAAAUUCUUUUCCAAAGUUCGGAGGUUUCCUCCUAUUUUGGCCCCCACGUUCUCAAAGAGUGUUGGGGGAUCGGACAUCUUGUGUGAGAAAAUAAGUUUUGACCAGCUCCAGGUUGUUGAUGAAAGCAGCAGGAUGGAACGUGAAAACUCUGAGAACUCUGCAGGUGGAGUGGAAGCCAAUGAAACGCAGCAACUGUCUCAAAGUUCACUGCACACAAACCUAGUAGAGUCUGAGCUGUCUGGUCCAGAGGUUAUUUCUGAUGUAGAAUCCACGGCGGUCACAAACGCUGAAGGUCAAACUGAUGAGUGGCGCAGACCUGGAACCUGUAGCGACUGCGAUGAAGGAAUGGACUCUGGCAGCCAAAACUGUGCAGAGUGGGCCGGGGUGCCAUCAAAAAUUCCAGGAGAACGUCCUUUUAGCAUCGAUGAGGAAUCAAGACAAGAACGAAGGUUUGACAGUGAAGGUGCUUGUGAGUCAUUAAAUGUAUCAGAGCUAUUGCUGGUCAAGAACAUCGCCAAGGAGAGGAAAAAACAACUGACAAAAGUAGGUGCUGGUCUCCACAUCAGCUCCAACCUGCAGCAGCACAAACACAAACUGUCUGCUGCGCAGUGGAAGUGUGUGCCUGAUGUUUUUAGAAAUCCAGUGGAAGUCACUGCUGGAGCACUUUCUGGUGACGAUUACGAUUCCUCCUCGAUGGCCCUCGACCAGUCAUGUGGUGUGAAUAAACCAUCUGAACGAUCGUCCAGAUCUGAUGUGGGAUCCAUCACUCAGCACCGUGAUGAGAUGCACCUGACCCCGGACAGCAGUGCUGGGGUUGAGAGCGGGACGUUGAAGGUGAAACGGAGGCUUCUCAUGAACGAGGCAGAGGAGAUUCAACACAGACGUGCAGAUGCCACUUCUGAGGCUUUUUUGAUGGCCACACCUGAUUUGAACCGAGCUUUGGGAGGAUGUGAGCGUCAGGGGGACCCAAUAGAGCUGCUGAAACAGAUCCACGCUGAGCAGAUCCGAGCCUUGCAGGAUGAGCACAGGAGACAGCAGAGAGACUUACUCCAGGCUUUGACCAUGCGUUGCGGUCUCCCCCGGAGCGUAUCCUUGCCGUGCUCACGUCUUGAGGACAAGGUGACCUCUGCUGCCCACUCUCGGCCGUCCGUCUGUCUCCCGGAGCACCACCGCCCCCUGCUGUUGGCAGCUGUGAAAGGUUUCCUAACUCGCAGGCUUUUCAAAACGGAGCGGGUGGCACAGCUGGUGCGCACCGUUGGGGAUAUGCAGACCUUUCUUCUGGGAUUCCAGCAGCAAAGUUCCUGCAGUGGAGAGGUUUAUAGCAAACAGGACUCUAUAUUACUGGCCAGAGUUGCUCAGCAGCUACAAGCUUUACGCUACGAAGUUUACGACAUAUUCUUUAGCCUGUCGGUCGAGGAGAAGAUGCAGCUGAUCAGCUUGGACAGAGAGCUGCUGAGAGAGAAGCAGUUCAGGCGUCAGGCUGUCCCCACACGUGCUUCUGGAGGGAAGAAGUUUAUUUCGGCUGCUACACGGAAGCAACUGGAGAGGAAGAGGUCAUUCGGCAGCGAGUGUAACCAGGGGAGUGUAUCUACCGGACACAAGAACAGCGACUCCAGCGAGCGACUGCUGAAACCCAAAAGAGGGCAGUUCAGAGUAAAUUCUCAGAGGGACUCCCAAGAACACCAAUUCCUCAAGACUCCGGUGACACUCUGUCUAAUUGGUCCCAGUGAGGAUUCCUAAUAAAGCCGCCGGCAAGGUCAUGAAUAUUGCAGAAGUUAAGAUGAGACACUUUCCCAGACCUGUUUGUACUCAAAGUUUUUACCUUUCGCUGACCAACAUUUUAUUAAACAUCUGUUGAGUUUUUGUUUGUCUUGCAUAACAAGCCUUUACUACUGCUGUUCCUCAGCAGUGAGCCACAGUCAGUUUGAAAUAGAAUUAUUUGCUUUUGACUGUUCUUUUUGUAGAUCUGCACUGUUGUUUUCACAACUGCUUUCCCAAAGGCUGCCUUUAAUAUUUGCCUGUUAUAGACAAGAGUUUUUUUCUUGCUGACUUUUUGUACAAUU